ACGAUUCUUCGGGAUGACCCGGAGAUUCUCCUCGAUGGUGCUGAUCCUGCCAAGGUCGUAGUCAAGUACUUCGACACGCUAUCAAGUGCCGAAGUCAACGCCUCGGAGACCUGCGCGAUUUGUCUCGAAAAUCUGGACGCGACUGAAGCU
Perkinsus marinus ATCC 50983 is the source of this 150-nucleotide messenger RNA. RefSeq lists its product as hypothetical. The record is from RefSeq and is a predicted model, not a curated record. The transcript has a single exon. The annotation marks the transcript as partial. Lineage: Eukaryota; Perkinsozoa; Perkinsida; Perkinsidae.